Molecule: messenger RNA, 3737 nt
Organism: Phycodurus eques (leafy seadragon)
Lineage: Eukaryota; Metazoa; Chordata; Actinopteri; Syngnathiformes; Syngnathidae
Gene: prph2la
Product: peripherin 2-like a
Exons: 4
Coding region: 253-1353 (366 amino acids)
Biological process (GO): visual perception
Cellular component (GO): membrane
Source: RefSeq, a predicted model, not a curated record
CCGUCAGUAGCAGGGCUGAAUAAUGAUUAAAGGGGAUUAGGAGGAGGGUCAUUGUUUAGCUACUAGUGCUACCGCCUGCCUUUAUACAAUCUGUCUGUCUACUACUACUUUUACUAUACUAUAGUCCUUGCUUUAUUUGAGCAUGUCCGGAAGUCAACAAGAAGAAAAAGAUGAGUUGAAAAAAUGACGAGCCUUUUUUGGAGCCUUCUAUUAAUUGCCAAGCAGGUUAAGGAAACACAGGACAUAUAAACAAUGGCUGUUUUGAAAGUGACCUUUACCAAGACCAAGAGGGACAAACUAGCUCAGGUCCUUUGGAUCCUAAAUUGGAUCUCCGUGGUGACAGGUGUGAUCCUGUUUAGCCUGGGCCUCUUCCUUAAGGUGGCGCUCAACAAGCGGCAGGAGCUGAUGGCCGACACGGACAUUCAGUACGUCCCUAACAUGCUCAUAUCUGUCGGCCUCAUCGCAUGCGCCAUUAACUUCCUGGGCGGGAAGAUCUGCUACGACUGCGCCGACACGGCCAAGUUCCUCCGCUGGAAGCUGAUCAUGCUGCCCUACAUUGUAUGCACCUUCUUCUUCACCUUCUGUGUGUUGGUGGGGGCUCUCAUGUGCUACACCAUGCACUGGGACCUGGAUGAGUCCCUGAGAGAAGGCCUGAGCCAGGCCAUGAAGUACUACAAGGACACGGACACACCGGGAAGAUGCUUCCUGAAGCGUGCCGUGGACAUGCUGCAGAUAGAGUUCCAAUGCUGCGGCAACAAGGCUUACACGGACUGGCUCCGAAUCCAGUGGAUCAGCAAUCGCUACCUGGACAUGUCUCACAGAGAGGUGGUUGAUCGCCUGAGGAGCAAUGUGGAAGGCAAGUACCUGAUGGACGGUGUCCCCUUCAGCUGCUGCAACAUCAACUCCCCACGGCCGUGCAUCCAGCAGCAGAUUAGGAACAACUCGGCCCACUUCAACUACGACCACCAAACGGAGCAGCUCAACCUGUGGACCAAAGGGUGUCACCAGGCUCUCUUGGACUACUACAGUGGCAUCAUACAUUCCAUCGGUCUCACAGUACUGAUCACAUGGCUCUUUGAGCUGUCGGUGUUGACAGGUGUACGUUACCUCCAGACAUCCUUGGAGAAUAUGCUGAGACUUGGAGACCCCGACUGCGAGUCUGACGGCUGGCUGCUGGAGAACAGCUUCAUAGAAACGGCUCGAAGCAAUCUGAAUAUCAUCAAGACCCUCAGCAAAAACAACCACGUGGACACUGCCAACAACGGGGACCCCAACAUCAACGUGCCCUCCACUUCCAAAGCCCACUAUGGGCCGGACAAUGUGCCUCCCCAGCAAAUACCUGUAGCUAGCUGACCAGGAACUGUUAAAUGGUCUGGACUACAGGACAUAUCAUUUAGGAAACAAAGAUGCCACGCUCAUAUUUAACGUCACACAUUUUUUUAAACUUGGAGGAGCAGAAUGGACAGUUUGUAGAUAAUUUCUGAACAAUUUAACUGAUGUUCAAAUUGACCAUCCAUCAGUCAAAUCCAUAACAUUUCAAGAGUGUGCGUACAUGAUGAGCUAAAACUAUUGACUCAAUCAGAAGCCUUUUUAAAACAGGGUAAAACAUCCUAAAGGACUUGCCUCUGUUACUUGAGGGGUUUCAGUGUGGCUGUGGAUGCUGUGACCUUGCCUCGCCUUAGACUCCACUCUCCACACACCACCUGAAGGAAGACUUAUCAAUGAGUAUGUUCAAAUAUUUGGAUGAAACCUUAUAACAUGCAAGAUUUUGGAGAACUUGUGUGCUGCUCAAAGAAACUGUGAUGCCUUUUUGAACUUCGAGAAGUAGUAUUGGUAUCAAGUUUACAUCUACUCACAAUCCAACUAAACAUUUUGAACUGAUCUUUUUGUGGGGUAGAAUAGCUGUAAAACAAAACCAAUAGGACCCCUGGCCACAUGAACACUUGAGAAUUGAGGAAAAUCUCAAAUUUGUCAAUAGCUUCCAUGCUUUCUGCAUUUUGGAGUGUCAAUGGGACUACUUUGUCCAUUCAUCAUCCAUGUAAAGUCACUGCUGUUGGACGCCAGCUAGGGUCUGGCUCACAAUCUCUGUUCUAAUUUUGGUUUUUGAUGGUGUUAAUGUCAGGGUUCUGUCCAUUUUCUUCCACACCAAACUCAUCAGUGCAUGCCUUUACAGAACCUCAUACUGGGAUAGAAAAGUGUUCACUCAACAUUAGAAGCAUAAAAUUAAAGGGGAAACUAAUGGAUCUAGUCCAACUCCUCAAUGGAUAAGUCUGACUUUUGUUCAUUUACAGGCAAUAUAAAAUAUCUACACACCCCUGUUUAGAUGCCAGGUUUCAGUGACAUAAAAAAGAAAAAUUUUAAAAAUUCCACCAUUGUGACUUACAACCUGUACAAUCCAAUUGAGAAAAAAUGAACUCUGAAGAGAGGGAAAGUAAAAAUAAACAACUGAGACAGUGGUUGCUCAAAUGUGCUCACCCUCUAAUAACAGCAUGUGGCUGUGUUCAGAAUUAAACAAUCACAUUCAAACUCUUGUUAAAUGGUUGUCAGCACAAGUUUCCUGACAUUUGUUUAGCUUUCUAGCAGAACCCUGAAUGUUUUAUGCGAACACUGACUGGUACAGUAUUUGGAACUGUUCAUAAUUCCCUCCACAUUGAGUAAGAGUCCUGUACCAGCUGAGAGCGAGAGAGAGAGAGAGACAGAGACAGCGAGAGCGAGAGAGAGAGAGACCUCCAAAGUUGAGGAGCAGUGUUGUGGUUGCACCAAACAGAACUUUUGAAAUUAUGGCCAAAUGGUUCAACCUUGGGUUCAACAAGCCUCUCACGUGUGGGUUUCUUCCCUUUUAAGAUAAGGAUUCUCUUGCCAUCCCACCCUACAGCCCAGAAAUAUAAAGAUGAGAGAUUGUCGUCACAUGUACUAACUGCCAGUACUUGCCUGAACCUCCUGCAGCUUCUUCUGUCUCUUGGCAGCCUCCCUCACUUGUUUUCUUGUCACAAAAACCUGGCAUUUGAACAGGGAUUUGUAGAAUUUUUGUAUCCACUGGACUGCGGCUUGAAUAAAAGCAAGAACUUGCCUUGACCGGAGUUCAAACAUGUUUAAUCAACAAUCCGCUAUGGUAUUUCUACAAUCUAUUCCAUUUGUUUAUGUACUGUACAUAUGUAUAAGGAAGAGACUUAUUGAUUAGAUAGACUGCUGAUUUUAUUACCAUGUUGUGCUAUCAAACAGCACAAAACAUACUAAAUUCACCUAGAUUCCAAAGGGUAACAUGAUGAAAAAAUUUUGCAAUAAACUUUGAAAUACUUUUUGAUUUCAGUAUUGAAAAGUGAACUCAUUAAUCAGGAGAAGGUUACAUUCAAUCAAUACAGUACCGUGUAUAUGCUGGCCUGAUCCAUGUAGUAUGAUAGAGAAACUCCAGAAGAGGGGGGUUUAAAUGGGAAAAAAUAUAAGGAAAUAUCAGGUAGUUGCUUGUCAGAUGCUAUGCUAGUGAGAUACCAAAUAUCAAAAAAGUUCAUGGACAACAUCAUAGCAUGAAGGUGAUGGUGUGUGGGUCUAAUGUACUGUAUAUUCUUAUUUGAAUAAGUCUCUACUAGCAGGUUAUUUGCAUUCUUAAAGAUGACAAAUUAAAACAAGGCUCAUCAACUACACAACCUCAAUUUUUUUCUCUGUCCUUUUCUUCAUCGUACACUUCCAAAAUCUAUUGCUCUCUCUCUCUCUCUCUCUCGCUCUGUCUCUCUCUCUCU